Messenger RNA from Cladophialophora yegresii CBS 114405, 1563 nucleotides. RefSeq names its product acyl-CoA dehydrogenase. Lineage: Eukaryota; Fungi; Ascomycota; Eurotiomycetes; Chaetothyriales; Herpotrichiellaceae. The coding region runs from base 1 to 1563 and encodes 520 amino acids. Gene Ontology annotation, molecular function: heme binding; acyl-CoA dehydrogenase activity; flavin adenine dinucleotide binding. The transcript is spliced from 4 exons. The record is from RefSeq and is a predicted model, not a curated record.
AUGGCGCAAAAAUCAUCCCAGACGAUUCCAAGCAAAAUCCACACGCGUGCGGACGUCGCAAAGCACAACUCUGCCGAUGAUCUAUGGUGCAUUAUCGAUCACAAAGUCUACGACUUGAGCGACUUCCUCGACGCUCACCCUGGCGGGAAUUACGUCCUCGAGCAAGUCGCCGGGCAGGACGCCAGCACGGCAUUCUACAACCUCCACAGACAUGAAGUCCUUCAGAAGUAUUCCGAGUUAUGCAUUGGCCAGAUCGAAGGCGAGAAACCCGAAGUCAUCGACCACCAGCCCGGCGACCUGUCACUCGUACCGUACGCCGAGCCUGUGUGGCUGACACCGCAGUUCAAAUCGCCGUAUUACAAGGACUCGCAUCGCUCCUUGCAACGGGCAGUCCGCGAGUUCGUCGACCGCGACAUCUACCCGGAGGCGCAGCAGAAGGAGGCCGACGGGACGUACAUCUCGCAGGAACUUACCGACAAGAUGGCCGCCAACAACUUACUCGCCAUGCGCCUGGGCCCGGGCAAGCACCUGCAAAACCGCGGGCCACUGAUUGGCGGCGUCAAGCCCGACGAGUUCGACUACUUCCACGACCUGAUCGUCGCGCAGGAGUUAUCCCGUGCGCUGGCGCGGGGGUUCCAGGACGGGAACAUGGCGGGCAUGAUGAUUUCAUUGACGGCCGUGCGGAACUGGGCCAACGACCGGGAGCUGAUGGAGAGGGUGACGGAGGAGUGUCUGAGCGGGAAGAAGUUCAUGUGCUUGGCCGUUACGGAGGCUUUUGCCGGGUCCGACGUGGCGGGUUUGAGGACCACGGCCACCAAGACCCCAGACGGGAAACAUUACAUCAUCAACGGCACGAAGAAAUGGAUCACCAACGGCAUGUUCGCCGACUACUUCGUCACCGGGUGCAAGACGGAAAAGGGCUUCAGCGUGAUCCUCGUGCCGCGCGACGACAACGUCGAGACGAAACGGAUCAAGACGGCCUACUCGACCGCCGCGGCCACGACGUUUAUCCAGUUCGACAACGUCAAGGUGCCCGUCAACCACCUCCUCGGCAAAGAAGACCAGGGCUUCAUCGUGAUCAUGUCCAACUUCAACCACGAGCGCUGGGCCAUGGCCUGCUCCGUCAUCCGCUGGAUGCGCACCAUCGUCGAGGAAUGCCUGAAGUGGUCGAACCAGCGCAUCGUCUUCGGGAAGCCGCUGGUGAGCCAGCCGGUGAUCCGCCAGAAACUCGCCAAGAUGAUCUCGCUGACGGAGGCGUGCCAGUCGUGGCUGGAGAGUAUCACCUACCAAAUGACCAACAUGACCUACGCGCAGCAGAACAAGCUCCUGGGUGGGCCGAUUGGGUUGUUGAAGAGCUAUGCCACGCGGUGUGCCCAUGAUGUCGCGGAUGAUGCGGUCAAUAUCUUUGGUGGACGGGGUCUCACGCAGACGGGCAUGGGCCGGUUCGUGGAGCAGUUUCACAGGACGUACAAGUUUGAUGCCAUCCUCGGUGGGACCGAGGAGAUCCUUGCGGACCUCGGCGUACGGCAGGCCAUGAAAUUCAUGCCCAAAGCCAUGCUAUAG